UGGCUGCACUCGGAUAAUGCGCACUUUCGUGCUAUAAUAGUUGCAUCAUUUUUACACUGUGUGCAGAAUUUACCGUAAAAGUGAAAAGAUGCAAUUUAAGGCUCGUAAAUGUUUUCUUUUUCUUUGCAAAAUAUAUCUUUGACUAUGUGAAUCUGUUCUGAUACGAUCGGCAAACAUUUGUAUAUAACAAAAUUAAGUGUGUAUAUAUUUACAAAUGUUUCAAUGAAUGAUUUACGUGAAAUUUAAUUAUUAAAUUUUCUCUUCCAGAAACAUGACGUACGUGGGACAUUUAUAAUAAUAUUAUCGUAACUCGGAAUUACGAUAUAGAACAGGCCGAAGAACUGAUUAUAAAUCAUUGAACGUAAUUAAUCAUACUUAAUUAUGAUUUUUGAAGAGAUUAAUAAAUGCAUUAUACAUCUUUGAAGAAGAAAGAGACAUUAUUACAUAUAUUUGAAUUCCGAUUGGUAGUAGUACUAAUCAUAGGUAGUUUUCUGUGUCAGAUAGACACCGAUCAACAGUCACCUUUAAGCUUUAAGCGAUGCAACCUGAGUAUAUAAAUAAGCGCUCGAAUAAAACGCACGUAGAAUCAAAAGUAACAUCGACCUGAUCGUUUAAUUAAUUUGCAUUCUGAUCGGUAGUCGUUGAUAGUGCAUUAGUUUCAACUGAAGAUUAUGUAAAUCGUAUUGCAGUCAUUACAAUAUUUAUAACAAAUUCGCUACUAUACAUUAUCAGUAUACGUAACUGUUUGCUUAAGCUUUGAACAGAGUGACGUUACGAAAGAAUUUCUUGAUAAAUCAGUACAAACAACGAUCUAAUUCUACUCUAUACUUCUUGAUAUAAGCCUGAUAAAGAUCUCUUCCAAUAAAUUUUAUAUAUAAACCUUAUUUCUUUCUCUAUCGCCAAAAUGAGAUUGACCAUUAUAUUGCGAACGAUGGAACUCGUUAAAACAACACGCCGACUUCAACGGCGAUUAAAUGUUCGAAAUGCGAGCGAUCAACAUCUUGCCGGCAUUGAAGAAAAAAAGAAGCCAUUAAAUACCGACAAAAUGUUUAAAAUUGGUUUUUUCGGCGGAGGAAAAAUGGCUCAAGCAUUGGCCAAGGGUUUUAUUAGAGCUGGUUUGAGUAAAGGUGAUCUAAUAGUCGCUAGUUGUCUUCCAAAUGAUGUGGGCAGUAUUGAAAAUUUCAAGGAGAUAGGAUCAAAAACAGUAUUCAAUAAUUCAGCUGUAAUCGAUCACGGCGAUAUUUUAAUUUUAGCAGUAAAACCACAAGUAGUACCAAUAAUAUUACCAGAAUUAAAGAAUUGUUCAAAGUUAUUACUUUCUAUAGCUAUGGGGAUUUCAAUUUCGAGUUUAGAAAAGGCUUUGCCAAAAGGAACUCCGGUGAUACGAGUGAUGCCUAAUACACCUGCUCUCGUUGGUUGCGGUGCUACAGUAUUUAGUCGUGGUACAAGUGCAGGAAAUAAAGAGGCAGAAAUUGUUAAGAAAUUAUUUUCCGCCGUCGGUUUUUGUGAGGAAGUGUCCGAGAAUUUGAUAGAUCCAGUCACUGCUCUAGCUGGAUCUGGUCCAGCAUAUGUAUUCAUGAUGAUUGAGGCUCUGGCAGAUGGUGCUGUGAAAAUGGGGUUAAUGAGAGAUUUAGCAUAUAAACUAGCGGCUCAAACUGUUCUUGGUGCUGGAACUAUGGUUCGUGAAACAAACAUUCAUCCGGGUCAACUCAAAGAUGACGUAGCCUCACCUGCAGGAUCCACAAUAACUGCAAUUCAUCAGUUAGAGAAACAUGGAUUGAGGGCUGCGGUUAUUGCAGCCAUAGAAGCCGCUACGCUUCGAUGUAAAGAAAUUAACUUAAUUUUAGAAAAGGCAAAGUAGUGAUUCAGUUAAAUUACUAAGUAAUAUUAGAAAAUUGAGAACCAAGAAAUAUAUACAACUGAGAUAUAUAGAUGAAUAUUGUAAUUCUUUCUAAGGAUUUAUCAAAGUUUUUACAUUCGUAGUGAUGAAGUCCUUUUCCUCUGUGAACUCUUACAAUUGAACAUUUUUACAAUUGACAUUUUUAAACACUUUUAACAAUUAAACGACUUUAAUUAUUUCUGUUAAAAAUUGAUUGGUGACUUCUCUUCUACUUUUCCUUUGUAUGUACUUUGUUUAUUUAUACAUAUAGAUUAUAUUAGCGUAGAACGAUUUUUUCCUGUAAAUAAUUGUACGUAGACAUACUAAAUAGCACAUUUAUGAAAA
Molecule: messenger RNA, 2224 nt
Organism: Vespula pensylvanica (western yellowjacket)
Lineage: Eukaryota; Metazoa; Arthropoda; Insecta; Hymenoptera; Vespidae
Gene: P5cr-2
Product: pyrroline-5-carboxylate reductase 2
Exons: 9
Coding region: 905-1861 (318 amino acids)
Biological process (GO): L-proline biosynthetic process
Molecular function (GO): pyrroline-5-carboxylate reductase activity
Source: RefSeq, a predicted model, not a curated record